This is a messenger RNA of Pongo pygmaeus (Bornean orangutan), 4011 nucleotides long. It is a transcript of the gene HAPSTR1, whose product is annotated as HUWE1 associated protein modifying stress responses. The coding region runs from base 1011 to 1838 and encodes 275 amino acids. The transcript is spliced from 4 exons. The record is from RefSeq and is a predicted model, not a curated record. NCBI's taxonomy places the organism in Eukaryota, Metazoa, Chordata, Mammalia, Primates, Hominidae.
UUGGACACGAGUUGGGCGUUUUAUUCACUUUCUCUACUAUCCUCUUCCCUUCGGGAGCCCCAGGGGCUGGAGUAAGCACGCUACCACCCACUAUACCUCUCAGUGCCCGCGGCACAGGAGCCACAUUCGAUUUUGCAUCCCCCAGGGCCUGUAAACGCCGGAAAAGCUUCCGCGGGGUGCGGUCGCUGGGCCUGGUCACGUGAUCCCCACUCAGCGCCCCUGAGCGGGGGGAGCAGCGAGCAAGUGCGCAUGCGCUUCUCUUCUAGCUCUUCCCCUCCACCCCCCACCCGCCCUAUUGGCUCGGACGCAACCACUGUCAGCUCCUCCCCCUCCUCCUUCUUCAUCCUUCCUGACAUUCACUCCCUUCCCCCAGCCAAUUGGUUACGUCAGGCAGACAGGCCGAAGAACCAAUCACGACGCUGUGCUCAGAAGCCGCCACGCGGAACCGGUCGGAUCCGACUAAUAGGGGCCCUUGGAGCGGCCACGCCUCAACCUGGCAGGGGAGCUCGGGCCUAGUGGGCGGUGCUUCUCCAGUCAGCAUGUGGGCGGGGUAGGGCGGGGACCAGCAGCCGCAGAGCCGUCCUCGGCGGCGGCGACGACGACGACGUUGCUCAGUCUUGGGGUGGGCUCGGCGGUGCGGGCCGAGCUGCGCGGAGGUCUCGGCGGUCAGCGGCAGCGGCGGCAGUGGGGAGGCCGCAGCGCCAUGGGGGGGCGUUAGACAGGCUGUGGCGGGCUAGGCGAGGGGCGGCAGCGGUCAUCUGGUCCGCGGCGACCUUCGGCCGGGCCCUGGGGUGGGAAGGCCUGGGGCGGGGGUCGUCCCUGGUUGCACGGGGCCGCGGGGCGGGGCUCGCCGGCCGUCGGGGUGUAGGAGGCCUGGGCUGCUGAAAGGAGGAGGCGCCACCGGCCGCCAGGCCCUGCCGCCGGGCCGCUUGACGACGACGCUCCCGCGGGGGCCCCGCCUGAGGAGGACGCGGCGGCGGUGGCGGCGAGGCCGCGGGAGGCCGCGGAGGAUGGAGGAGCGGAAGGAGGAGGGCGAGGCCGAGAUCCAGGAGCACGGGCCCGAGCACUGGUUCUCCAAGUGGGAGCGACAGUGCUUGGCCGAGGCCGAGCAGGACGAGCAGCUGCCCCCCGAGCUGCAGGAGGAGGCGGCGGCCGCCGCGCAGCCCGAGCACAAGCAGCAGAAGCUGUGGCAUCUCUUCCAGAACUCGGCCACCGCAGUGGCCCAGCUCUACAAAGACCGAGUGUGUCAGCAGCCAGGACUUUCUCUCUGGGUCCCCUUCCAAAACGCAGCCACCGCCGUCACCAACCUCUACAAAGAAAGCGUGGAUACCCAUCAACGAAGUUUUGAUAUUGGAAUUCAGAUUGGCUAUCAGCGACGCAAUAAGGAUGUGUUGGCUUGGGUUAAAAAACGCAGAAGAACUAUUCGUCGAGAAGAUUUGAUCAGCUUCCUGUGUGGAAAAGUUCCUCCACCACGAAACUCUAGAGCUCCCCCAAGACUGACUGUAGUGUCCCCUAACCGAGCUACUUCAACGGAAACUAGCUCAUCUGUAGAGACUGAUUUGCAACCCUUCCGGGAAGCCAUAGCUCUGCAUGGUCUUAGUGGUGCAAUGGCUAGUAUAAGCGUGCGUUCGAGUACCCCAGGCUCUCCUACACAUGUAAGCAGUGGAUCGAAUGCUAGUCGAAGGAGAAAUGGACUCCAUGAUGUCGAUUUGAACACUUUCAUAUCAGAAGAAAUGGCACUCCACUUGGACAAUGGUGGAACUAGAAAGCGUACCUCAGCCCAGUGUGGCGAUGUCAUUACAGACUCACCAACCCAUAAACGCAACAGAAUGAUCUAAACUGCAAACAUUUUCACACCCACCAUGCUGCUUGAAAGCCACUUGAUCCUCAACAUAUACUAUAAUUGCAAAGGAAACAUGAGGCCAUCUUCCCUUGUUCACUGUUUAAGACAAGUGAAUUCUAUAGUGGUUGCCAUAAAAGGAAGUUCUAGGUAUUUAUAGUAGAUGCCUCUUGUAAUUAUGGCUUUCUUAAAACUAUAAUCCUAGCAGAGGACAUCAGAUAUUGUGUAGUCGUUAGCAAGAUCAUCAUAGGCAAACAUAUAUCCGUUCCAAGGCUAAAAGUGACCUUAACUGUAUUUAUUCUCAAAGGGAAAGGAAUAUCAGAUGUUUAUUUGGUUAUAGAAUGCUUUUUUUUUUUUUUUUUUUUGGGGUCCAUUUCCUGCUGUGUUGAGUAUUUUGCUUCAACAGUAUUGCCAGUUUCCUAAAAUUGUCUAAAAACAUGAUUUGGCUUCCAUUUUUGCAGCUGCACUGUACCAUGCACCUGGUUUCUAUAUAGUAACAGUGUGCAAUUCUAAUUAUUGGACUGUGCCCUGUUUUUAGUUUUCAAAGCAGUUUCUAAUUCUGGUGAUUGUGUGAUGUAAAGAGGUGCUAUGAUGGUCAUGCAAUUAAUACUAAAUAUUGAAUCAAUGCACAGAGCUUUAUUGGAUUCACUUUGUGUGUGUUAGUGCUCUAAAGUAGCAAUAUUAUUAUUAAACUGCCCCCAGAUUAACCCUGUAGGCCUAAAGUAGUCAGUUUUAAGACAAACACUACUUCCCAUGCGGGGUACUUUCCUUAUGGUAAAUGUAAACAUGUAGACUGCAUUCAAGGUGACCUAAAGUAGAGAGGUCAUGAACUUUGAGAAUGGGCUUCCUUUUUGGUUCAGUAUUAGUGAGAGGGAGAGGGAGAUGGAUGGUGGGAUAGGUUUUCUAGUCUAUCAUUUUACAUUUUUCAUGGAGUCCCUGCUUAGUGCAGUUUCCAUUGGAAUGGGUGGAAGAUGAUAAAGCUCUCUUUUAUCUACUAAUAAUGUGAUUGCAACUUAAAAUAGCAAAACCCAACUCUCCCUGUCCCUCCAAUCCCUCUCCUAAAAAGUUCAGUUUGGAAUCUCAUUCUGGAAAAGAUGGAAUCGCAUGGAGAUUCUCUAGCUGUUAGGUAGACCUAAAUAAAAGUUCUCAAUAGAUUCCUCUUUUGAGUAAAUAUAAGACCUCUUGUAGCUACAAUGUUUUAGAGCAUGUUUCAUCUUCAUUUUUAAUAUCCUGAACUGAAUGAUAGUGUUUUUUUAGAUGAAGAACUGAUGUCAGCCUGCCAGGUACUGUAAUUUAUUCUAUCAUAUUAUUAUAUUAUAUAUCAAGUAGGACAGUGAAAAAUGUUUCCUUGCAAACUUGUAGUCCAGUAUCAGUUACUUCCUAUUUUUAUCCUUAAAAGACCAUUGCAAAUCAGUGUAAGGGUUUUUCCAGUAAUUACUCACAGCACUUUGUUAAAGUUUGCAAUUUCUUCAGCCAUUUAAUAAUAUCUUUCUGUGAAGAAACUUUGCUGAGUUAACCAUAAAUAUUCAUUCAUUGACUGGGUGGGAUGUGAAUGGAAUGUUAGAAAUGUUGUGUGAAUUGAAGUUCUGUAUUCAUUAUAGAUGUAGCCCUUAUUUAAAAAAGUGAAUUCCAUACUAAAACUAGGAAUGAAAGUGAGAUAUUUCUAAAUUUUUGCAAAAGUGGAUCAUUUUUUGUUUGACUAUAAUAGCAGGAAGAAUUAUAGCAAUCUGUCCUUUUACCCGAAACAGACAAGCCUAUGUAUUAUGAAUACUUUCAAGCUUCCCUUUGGAAUAUACAAGACAUGCAUUUGGAGUUACCUUUGUUUUUCUAUCGUUGUAAAUUUAGAUUCUGGAAUUGGGGUUUGGUGGUGCAAUAUGUUGCUCACAAGUGGCCAGAACUCCUAUUCCUAAAAGGAUUUUGAGAUGGAGGAACACAUAUUUAAUUCCCCUUUAUGCCUUGGUUCUCGUUCCUCUUUCCACGUUGGAUAACAAUUUUUUUGUUGUUUUGUUUAAGUUGGUGCUCUGAAGCUUAAUCUCAGUACCCUUUACUCUGAAUUGUCAAAUUUUGAUAAAACAUGUGCCAUUUUCUUUGGUAAGAGAAGCAGGUCUUAAUGUCUGCCAGAACACAAUUUAUAUGCCUUAUUGGCUUCAUUAAACUUUUACAAAACUUUA